Molecule: messenger RNA, 222 nt
Organism: Ostertagia ostertagi
Lineage: Eukaryota; Metazoa; Nematoda; Chromadorea; Rhabditida; Trichostrongylidae
Source: the annotation of a GenBank genome assembly
AUGAGCGAAAUACGUAAAGCCGAGGAAGCGAUCAAAGCCUACGAUGUGGAGGUGGACCCGUAUAAUGAGACGGCCAUUGCCCUUAUCGACCAUCUGACGGAAGUGACGUUUGACGCUUUUGAGGCAGGAAUCAGACCCAGUGACCUCUACAACAACUCGUUCCGUUCCAAAUGGAAUCUGGCGUCAUCGCUUUUCUUCACCACUACUGUGCUUACGUCCAUA